GUCAUGUCCUGGAGUUGGGAGAGCGUUAGACUGAAGAUCUAAAGGUCCCUGGUUCGAUCCCGGGUUUCGGCAUGACGUUGAUUGUUACAGAUAUAAUAUGUAUUUCUGACAGACUCGAGCCAUUGAUCAGACACUUCAUCAGUGUGAUAAUCGAUCUAUCUCCUGCCGGCUGACGUCACUUUGUCCUAAUGGUCAUUUGUGUAAUUGAUGUAUCACUCGACUCUACAAUGGGGAUGUGCUAUCAUUGUCUUGCCCGUUUAGAGCAAGUAAAAACUAGAUAUUUCCACCGGUCAUGCAAACGAUCGCUUUUGCUUCAUUUUACCUCUUCGUAAUUACAGUAAAAACAAAUCAUCCCAGUAAUAAAACAUGUUCGUUACCGUACUUCCGUCUUUCAUAAUAAGAUCCUGCUUCAACAACACCGCUUCCUACUCGAUGUUUAGUUAAACUCUCUUCUCAUUUAAAUCAUUUAAAAUAGCAACUGACAGAUUAUCUUUGGAAACCUGGCAUUUGUUGUGUAUUUCUCCCGCGGCACGGCAGAAACUUUAUUUCAACUUCUCUGCCUCUCUCUACCUUGACAACAUGUUAUGUCACACUUUAACCUAGAUUUUCACUGGCCACACAAAGCAGUGUAAAACUCGCUCUAAACACACCCAUAUUAGUGCAGGACUUGACCAGCAAAACCGAGAAUAUAUGCAUUUUAAACGAGGAAAGCUCGUCGUUCAAGGUUGACUUCGGCGUUUUUACUGCGAUUUCUUUUAUCAAAGUAACUAGUAUAGUAUUUAGACACGUACAUUUUUAUGUAGUUUCACAGAUUCUUAGACAUAUAUAAAUUAAUUCUGUUUAGAUUUAGGUGGCGAAGUAAUCUCGCAAAACCUCACGUAGUCCGUGAAAGGACACGGUUCCGCUAAAUGAUGCGGCUGGGCGGUCUCCGCCUUAGUCUGUGUGAAUACCAUAGGGCGAACCGUUAUAUAUGCUGAUUUUACUCCGUAUUUUUAAAUAACGUGGAUAUUUUCACGCUUUAUCUUCUAAUAUGGAGCUGGACCGUCGGCUGCUGAUGGCACAUUGUGCGGCUCACGCCCUCUCGAUCGUGGCGGGCUUGCUGGUAGUCGUCCCCAUGGCUCUCAACGGCUCCGCUUUUAAAGGCCGCUGCGCACUCUUCUCCACCGGCUACUGGAGCACAGAGAACCGCACAGAGAACCGGCCCGAGCUGACAGGACAGCCGGGAGACGCCUCUCACCUGGUUGUGCAGCACUGGGGCCCACUGGCAAGCUGCCAGUUCGCCACAUUUGUCGGUAUUUUCACGGUGCUGUACGGUGCUGCGCAGGGCUGGAGGAGCCUGUUUUAUCUGCAUGGACGACAUGACGACACCCUGUUCUCGUCGUUCUUGACAGUGCUGCUGAGUAUGUGUGUGUUCUUCCUGUCCGGAGGGGCCAGUGUUAUCUUGUCUCUGGGACUGGCCUCCUGGUGUGACACCGUGACGGAUGAUAACACACGGCCCUAUAGCUGUGCAGAGUCUGAGUCUGUUCCACUUUACCUGGACGUGGACACCUCCUCCUUCUACACAGAGCUCAGUCUGGCACAGGCCUCUCUGUGGUGUGUGACUGCCCUGUGGCUGGCUCAGUCCAUCCUGGCCUUCCUGCGGCUGUACCACUCCCAUAGCCAGCACAUCAGUGGGCCUUGUCUUCCUCGUGAGAAGGAACUGUUGCUGGGAUACAGUCAGUCUGACAGCGGCUCCCUUUCACCUCCACAUCCUUCAGCUACACCCACCAUUUUAGUCUAAAAGUGAAUAAUGUAGUGAUAUAAGGUAUUAUGCUGAACUCCAUAGUAUACCUUAAGUUUUAUGGGAUUUUUUGGUUUGUUUUACCCUUAUCAGUGCUGAUAGUGUCUACACCACAGUUCUUAAUGCUACAAUCUUUAAUACUGCAUGUAGAAUGUGGGAAUAAUAGUUUAGGACAUACUAUUUAAUCUGGUUGUUUUGGUAAAAUUUAUUAUCUUGUAUGAUACAGCCUGACAGAUCAAUCCUAUACAGUAUAUCAGCCAGUAAGUAACUAAGAGGUUGCAGUAUAGGCAAAUGCCAAAGAAGUUUUUGAUGUAAUUUAGAAACAUCUAUUAUCUAUACUGCUUAUCCUGUAGAGGGUCACGGGGGGGGGGC
Molecule: messenger RNA, 2152 nt
Organism: Monopterus albus (swamp eel)
Lineage: Eukaryota; Metazoa; Chordata; Actinopteri; Synbranchiformes; Synbranchidae
Product: transmembrane protein 179
Exons: 5
Coding region: 1031-1780 (249 amino acids)
Source: RefSeq, a predicted model, not a curated record